Molecule: messenger RNA, 1070 nt
Organism: Sinocyclocheilus grahami
Lineage: Eukaryota; Metazoa; Chordata; Actinopteri; Cypriniformes; Cyprinidae
Product: calmodulin-binding transcription activator 1
Exons: 5
Coding region: 43-336 (97 amino acids)
Molecular function (GO): DNA binding
Source: RefSeq, a predicted model, not a curated record
CGCGAGGAGGAGGAGGAGGAGGAUGUGGCGCGCGGAGGGGAAAUGGCUGCCGAAAACAAGCCGGAAGGACUGAAGAAAAUACGUAAUCCGGAUCGAAUGUACAGAACCGCCGUCGGUUACACCGGCCACGUUCCUCCUAAGAGUGUCAGCGAUGACACAGACAACAACAAUGAACAUGGACAUUUGAAAAUCUAUCUGCCCAAGAAGCUUCUGGAAUGCCUUCCCAAAUGCUCCUCCCUGCCCAAGGAGAGACAUCGCUGGAACACCAACGAGACACGACAGAGCAUCUGCCAUUGUGGUUUCCCAGUUUUUUUGAACUCGUCAUCUGAACCUUGACCUUCAUCAUAACCUUGCCCCCCCUCUCACCUCAAUUGGAUUAUAUAGAUCACUCAUUGAUACCCGUGUGAAUGUAUACGGCAGAGUGGCACUGUAGUAAAAGCUAAUGGGAGCGGUUGGACUUUCCUCGUCAUGAAGAAAUCGUCUCUUCUGUUUAACAGAUGACAGAUGAUUCAACUGCUCCUCUUAUAGUUCAUUCAUUCCUGACCAUCUCCCAAUCCUCAAACGUCCAGAUAACAAACCAGCAUCCCACUCGCACUGAGCCGGAUGGGUAAACACACACACGCAUGGCUGUGACAGCUGACCUUAAUAAGCCCUCGUUGGGUCUGACCUCUACAUCCAGGCCUGUCCUGUGAAUACAAUCAGGACAGCGAUCCAGACAGCUGUUUUUUAUCUGCUCUGUGACGUACAUGAGGCCAGCGUGACAGGUGCACUAUGAUGUGAACAGCUUUCAAGGGCGGCUCGUCACUAUGACAGCUUGUGUGUACUCUUUUGUGAGGGUUCAGGAAGCCAGAGAAGGUUCGGUGCAGUAGUUUUGGUGAUGCAACACCUUCUUGUCAUGACUUGUCUACAUUAGUUAAGGAAAAUUAAGUGUCAGGCACAGUAUAGGCAGGCCACAGUGCUUUAAGCCACGAGCAUCUUGUAUUAUAAACCCACUAAUGCCAUUCACCAUCAAGUUUAAUUAAGAACAGUUAAUUACAAAAUCUAAAUCAGUGGAGUCCUAAAUUAUGCUU